UUUCUUAAUAAAAAUUUAAUCAAAUGGAGUCUCUUAACUUCGACAAAUAUCCAUUCCUUGCUGAGCUUGGACUUGAAAAGGAGAGCCUUGGCUGCUACACUAAUGGUGAGUGGAAGUCGGGGGAGGAAACUGUCAACAGUGUCAGUCCUCACGACAACUCAAUUACUGCUACAGCCAAGCUAGCAACUGCUGAUCACUACGAAGAGUGCAUUAAGAGUAUGGAAGAAGAGAAGGCAGCCUGGAUGAUGCUCCCAGCCCCAGCCAGAGGAGAGAUUGUCAGACAGAUCGGAGAGAAAAUAAGAGAGAAGAAAGACGCACUCGGAUCUUUGAUCGCACUUGAAAUGGGUAAGAUCAAAGCUGAAGGUGAUGGUGAGGUACAAGAAGUCAUUGAUAUCUGCGACUUUGCUUGCGGUCUAUCUAGAUCUUUGGAAGGUAAAGUACUACCAUCUGAGAGACCAGGACAUAUGAUGCUUGAAUGCUGGAACCCAUUGGGUAUUGUUGGAGUUAUCACUGCCUUCAACUUCCCAUGUGCUGUGUUCGGAUGGAAUGCAUGUAUCGGACUCGUUUGCGGAGACCUUAUGCUUUGGAAGGGAUCUGAAACAACUCCAUUAGUAUCUAUUGCUACUGCAAAGAUUUUUGCUGACGUCUUAAAGGAAAACGGAUUCAACUCUGUUGUAAGUCUCUGUCAAGGAACUGGAAAAGAGGUUGGAGAGCUUAUGACCAAUGACAAGAGAGUUCCUCUGGUUUCAUUCACAGGAUCCACUCGUGUUGGAAGAAUCGUAGGAAAUACUGUCAGCAAAAGAUUUGGAAAGACAAUCCUUGAAUUAGGAGGAAACAAUGCUGUUAUCAUCCUUGAUGAUGCUAAUGUUGAUAUGGCUCUUAAAGCAUGUGCUUUCUCUGCAGUUGGUACUUGUGGCCAGAGAUGCACAUCUUUGAGAAGAAUCUAUCUUCAGGACAAUAUCUAUGAUGAUUUUGUUGAAAAGCUGGUGAAAUCAUACUCAACUGUGAAGAUCGGAGAUCCCCUUGACAAUGACACUCUUGUUGGACCUCUCCAUAAUAAAGCUGGGGUAGAAAUCUACACGAACGCCAUCGAAGAAAUCAAGAACCAAGGUGGAAAGAUAUUGACUGGAGGUAAUGUUAUUGAAGGUGAUGGAAACUAUGUUGAGCCAACCAUAGUUGAGAUUGACAAGGAUUCAGAGAUUGUACAGACCGAGACCUUUGCUCCAAUCCUUUACGUGUUUAAGAUUAAGGAUGUUGAUGAAGCUAUUAAGUACAACAAUGAUGUUCCACAAGGACUUAGCUCAUCUCUGUUCACAAAUGAUCUCAAGAACUACUUCAAGUGGAUUGGCCCACUCGGAUCUGACUGUGGUCUUGUCAAUUGCAACAUUGGAUCUAGCGGUGCAGAAAUCGGUGGAGCCUUCGGAGGAGAGAAAGAGACUGGUGGUGGCAGAGAAUCCGGAUCAGAUGCUUGGAAGCAAUACAUGAGAAGAAGCACCUGUACUGUCAACUUCUCUACAAGCUUGCCAUUAGCACAAGGAAUCAAAUUUGAUGUCUAA
Molecule: messenger RNA, 1556 nt
Organism: Moneuplotes crassus
Lineage: Eukaryota; Ciliophora; Spirotrichea; Euplotida; Euplotidae
Source: the annotation of a GenBank genome assembly